Leucoraja erinaceus (little skate) is the source of this 3020-nucleotide messenger RNA. RefSeq names its product F-box and leucine-rich repeat protein 8 (gene fbxl8). The coding region runs from base 405 to 1520 and encodes 371 amino acids. The transcript has 3 exons. Lineage: Eukaryota; Metazoa; Chordata; Chondrichthyes; Rajiformes; Rajidae. The record is from RefSeq and is a predicted model, not a curated record. Gene Ontology annotation, molecular function: protein binding.
GAAAUAUUUGAAAAGUUCUUCAAAGGUGCGAGUCCUUUACAGGUUGCAGAACGUGUAUUUGCAGUGUCCAUCAAAUUACCUGAACCAAAGCAGUCUGGAGUUAUCCUUCCAACUGCGUGUGGAAGAGCAUCAACGGAGGACUAUAAUGCCCACAAUGCAAAGCGACGGUGCAAGUGCCCUAUUCCAGUGCAUAGGCGGGCCGCUUGGCAUUGUGGGGCUGGGGUGUUUGCGCAUGGGCAGCUCAGGCUCACUCUCCUCCCGCCCCCGCCUCACCAGUCGCUUGUUGCUGAGCCCAGCAUCAGACCCACUCACCGGCCCUCAAGUCACGCCGCGGCUGAAUUAAGGAAAUUUCUUUGCGCAGAUGCCAUAUCUCGAGGAGCCCCUCUUGUGCACCAGGAAAACUAAUGGAGAUCCCUGAGGAAGUCCUGGCCAUGAUAUUUUCUUACUUGUCAGUGCGUGACAGGCACUCGGCCUCACGGGUCUGCAGAUGCUGGGCGGAUGCCGUUGCUUCUCCUCUUGUGUGGUACCACACAUCAGUGAGCUGUGCCCUGGGAGAGGAGGAUGAGUGGAGUGUGCAAGCAUGCAGCCAGUUCCAGCAGAACAUGAAGUACCUGAAGAUUUUGUGCGACCAGUCCGUGGAGGCAAAUCGCAAGAACGUGGCAGAGAUCCUGCACAAUGUGGCAGCGUCAGUAACUGGGCUCUUGGGCCUCACUAUUGUGUGCACCGGUGAAAAUCCCUACUUCUACUCUGGACAAGACUUGUUGCAAAGUGUCAAUAGUUUAUUCACAGCAAAUGCUUGUCCACAUCUCCGGCACGUGGACUUCAGAAAACUGACGUUCACUUUGGACGAUGGCAUCAUUCACCUUGUCACCAGCAAAAGUCCGUGUUUGGAGAGUCUGUUCAUCAAUAAUAAGACGUUGGUGUGUAAAGUGACCUCAGAAGUAGUUAAAGAGGCUCUGAGAAAUUGUCCAAAGCUAUCUACCCUGGGAUUGUUUUACACAACUUUGACAGAAAAUGUGCUUGCUGAGUUGCUUCAUGUUGAACGUCCACCAGUGAAACUCCUUCAGCUACACUGUGAGCGUAUGGACAAAUAUAAGCCAACCAUCCCAGCUGAAACGUGGGAGGCUGUGGCAAGGAGACAUCCAGCCCUCUCUGUUGACAUUGAAUUGGAUCACACAGUCCCUGCUAAGAAAAUAUCCCAAAUCCUGCAAUCUGCUAUCCCAGUAUCCAGUGUAGAGUUAAAUACCUUCACUUUUAUGGUGGAGCAAGUCAACUUUAUCUCCCAGAAUUACCAAGGCACCUUGAAAAGGUUGGUUCUCCAGACAACCUCCUCAGACGAACUGAACCGGGCAUUGAGGAGACUGGCAUCUUGCUGCCGAUCUUUGGAGGAGAUACACUGCUACUGUGUGGUGUCUGCAGACACUGUGCGCACGUUUCUACUUUGCUGCCCCAUACUCCGCAGAUAUACACUGAAAACAACCAAAGAACCUCACCCCUGGCUGCCAGAAAUCCUACAAUAAUUUUGGGAGGAAAUGUGGAUUGAUCCUAGCUGGCUUCUAACAUAUUGGGGCAGCACGAUAGCGCAGCGGCAGAGUUACUGCCUUACAGUACCACAGACCCGUGUUUGAUCCUGACUACGGGUGCUGUCUACCCGGAGUUUGUAUGUUUACCCCGUGACAUGCGUGAAUUUUCUCUGGGAUAUCUGGUUUCCUCCCACACUCCAAAGACGUACAGGUUUGUAGGUUAAUUGGCUUGGUAUAAUUGUAAAUUGUCCCUAGCAUGUCUAGGAUAAUGUUAGUAGAAACAUAGAAAAUAGGUGCAGGAGUAGGCCAUUCGGCCCUUCGAGCCUGCACCGCCAUUCGAUAUGAUCAUGGCUGCUCAUCCAACUCAGUAUCCCAUCCCUGCCUUUUCUCCAUACCCCCUGAUCCCUUUAGCCACAAGGGCCACAUCUAACUCCUUCUUAAAUAUAGCCAAUGAACUGGCCUCAACUACCUUCUGUGGCAGAGAAUUCCACAGAUUCACCACUCUCUGUGUAAAAAAAAAUAUUUUCUCAUCUCGGUCCUAAAAGACUUCUUUCUUAUCCUUAAACUGUGACCCCUAGUUCUGGACUUCCCCAAAUUCGGGAAUAAUCUUCCUGCAUCUAGCCUGUCCAAUCCCUUAAGAAUUUUGUAAGUUUCUAUAAGAUCCCCCCUCAAUCUUCUAAAUUCUAGCGUGUACAAGCCAAGUCUAUCCAGUCUUUCUUCAUAUGAAAGUCCUGCCAUCCCAGGAAUCAAUCUGGUGAACCUUCUCUGUACUCCCUCUAUGGCAAGAAUGUCUUUCCUCAGAUUAGGAGACCAAAACUGUAUGCAAUACUCCAGGUGCGGUCUCACCAAGACCCUGUACAACUGCAGUAGAACCUCCCUGCUCUUAUACUCAAAUCAUUUUGCUAUGAAUGCUAACAUACCAUUUGCUUUCUUCACUGCCUGCUGCACCUGCAUUCCUACUUUCAAUGACUGGUGUACCAUGACACCCAGGUCUCGUUGCAUUUCCCCUUUUCCUAAUCGGCCACCAUUCAGAUAAUAGUCUACUUAGUGUAGGGGGAUUGCUGGUCGGCGCCGACUCAGUGUACCGAAGGGCCUGUUUCCGCACUGUAUGUCUAGACUAAACUAAAUAUAGGAAAAUAACACAGCAAAUGCUCUUCAGCAAAUGUGUGCACAGAAACGGGUCGGCUGAGGUUCCUCCAAAGAGAAACAUGUGUUACAAAAGUUGAAAACAUCUUAACCCAAGACAAGGAUAUUGAAAAGACCACUCUUUACCGGCACAACUGCAGAUAUUAAAGUUAUUAUGAGUUACCUGGAGGUGAAUAGUUAGACAAUUCUGUCCCAAAACUCUACUCAUUGUCCCCACAGUCUCCCCAGCCCUUUGCCGAACACUUUAUAUUUUAUAGUGUCUCUAAUGUCUGAUUAUUCUGGUCAGUCAGUGUUUAAUGCCUCAAGACCUUCUAGAUAUAUUGGAACUGUGAAUUUGUAAUGCAAUUUUAU